Messenger RNA from Penicillium crustosum, 579 nucleotides. RefSeq names its product copper homeostasis protein CutC. Gene Ontology annotation, molecular function: copper ion binding. NCBI's taxonomy places the organism in Eukaryota, Fungi, Ascomycota, Eurotiomycetes, Eurotiales, Aspergillaceae. Bases 1 to 579 code for a protein of 192 amino acids. The record is from RefSeq and is a predicted model, not a curated record. The transcript has a single exon.
AUGGUUCGCCCACACGCUGAAGGAUUCUAUUACGAAGAAUUUGACUUUGAGGUUAUGAAACAAACACUCAAUUCUCUCAAGUCCUGCGGGGCCGACGGUUUCGUCUUCGGGAUUCUGAAUCGAUCUUCAAAACAGACUUGUGAUCCCAAUGUGUCGUGGGUCGAUGUAUCCCGUAACAAGGAGCUUGUCCAACUAGCUGACGGGCUCCCCUGCACAUUUCAUCGUGCCUUUGAUGUCAUUCCUGAAUCCCACUGGGAUAACGCAUUGUCCGACAUCAUGGAGUGUGGCUUUACAUCGAUUUUAACCAAUGGUGGCCCUUCAGGAACACGAGCAAUGGAAUGCGUUGACCAGCUGAAUACUCUAGUACAUUACAAAAUGCAACUUCAAGGAGAAAGCAAACUUCAGAGCAACAGAGUUCCAGAAAUCAUUGUUGGAGGCAAUGUGAGGGCAUCGAACAUAGGGUUGCUUCACAACAUUACCGGUGCCUCGGCCUUCCAUUCUGCUGCUCUUGUAGACACACAAGAGGUGGCAUCGGCAACUGAGGUAUUUAAAAUGAAAGAUGAGAUAACGCGGGGAUAG